AUUAAAGUUCACCAUUUAAAACAUUAUUCAUUUUGUUUUUUUUUUCAAUUCAAAAGUAACGUUGCAGACAUAAGGGAUCUCUCAAACUUAUUUCUUAUUUCUCAACAGUCAAAGUUACACAAUGCAUGAUUUUUAUUUAAAAAAGAAACAAAAGAUCUAUCAAACAAAAGCUUCACUUAAAGACACCCACAACAACAAUCCUACCAUCAAAGUGAGGAAACAAAAGGAAAGGAAGAUUACCACGGUGAGACGUUCGGAUCCGACGGGAAAAAAACGACGACCCCUAGAUGUUGACGGAAUAAUGGUGUUGCGGUCGAUGGAGUGAGGAAUCUGGAUCUGUUUACAACCUUCUUCUUCUCCUUCUUUGUUUUAAAACAUUGUUUUGUAGCUGCUUGAAAUUCAAGGUUUCGUGGUGGUCGCCUACUUGGCCUUUGUCUCAGCGUCGUCCAAAUGCCGGCGAGAUGAAGCUCUAGGUUUUUCUCCACAGCGAGCCGCCUCCAGAGUAGUGGAGGCUUCGUACGGAGGAUGUUGGGAGCCUUUUCUUUUGUCUUCACUCAAGCUGGUGGUCCCUCUCGUCUGCCUUUCUGUACCGUUGAUAGUGACCAGGGUAGUGACCAGGAGCUAAGGCACCUAUCCAUGUAGUGGAGCGUGAGCUCUGAAAUUGUCUGCUCAAGCUUGGUGGUACCCCCCUCAACUCUCAUCCUAUUUUUUUUACCAAAGGACAAAUGAAGGUAAAUGCGGUGUUUCUUGGGCCUGAAGCUCACUACCGUCAAAUUGAACUUACUGAGUCCCUAACAUGGUAGACAUUAAAUUCAAACCAUAGCUUUGAGCACUUCGAACAGCCCGAAUCGGAUGGCCCUCAGGAGUUAACAAUACCUCCCGCUUUGGUUGCUCAAUCUUUGAAUCAUUAUCAGUCAUAGAAAUGCUUUCUGGAGCCAGUGUCGUUUUAACCAGAUAAGAUGAAGAACCUGCAUGAUCAACAUGACCUCCAUGUUCAGUCAAUGACGCACUUUGGUUGUGUUCAGUACGAUUCAUCAUGACAUCAUUGAUUGGCCGAAGAGAUUGCAUAUGGCCAUUGGAGCUGCACAAGAUUUAUGUUGCCUGUAUAACGAUUGCUCGCCACCUAUUGCUCACCGAGACGUGAAAGCAAAUAACAUUCUUUUGGAUUCACAAUUCAACACUAAAGUUGUUGAUUUUGGUCUUGCCAAGAUACUGAUCAAACCAGAAGAACUUGCCACCAUGUCAUCUGUAGCUGGCACAUUCAGACAUAUUGCUCCAGAAUAUGCUCAAUCAAUUAGAGUUAACGAGAAGAUGGAUGUUUACAGCUUUGGAGCAGCUCUAUUGGAACUGACAACUGGAAAAGCAGUUAAUCCUGGAUACAAAUCCUUGUCGCUUUGCAGAAUAGGUGUGACGCCAUAUUCAGAUAGGAACCGAUAUAGAAGAGCUUCUGGACAAAGAUGCUGUGAAACCAAGUAACACAACAUCUUCAAAUUCAGGAGUAUGUGCACUUUAACACUUCCAGCUAGUAGACCAUCAAUGAAGGAAGCCUUGAA
Messenger RNA from Lathyrus oleraceus (garden pea), 1553 nucleotides. RefSeq names its product receptor protein kinase CLAVATA1. The record is from RefSeq and is a predicted model, not a curated record. Lineage: Eukaryota; Viridiplantae; Streptophyta; Magnoliopsida; Fabales; Fabaceae. The transcript has 4 exons. Gene Ontology annotation, molecular function: ATP binding; protein kinase activity. Bases 1069 to 1476 code for a protein of 135 amino acids. Gene Ontology annotation, biological process: protein phosphorylation.